UUUUUUUUAAAAAAAAAAAAAAAUAAAAUAAAAUAAAAAAAUAGAUAUUAUGGAAGAAGACAAUCAGGAACAGAAAAAACAAUUAUUAUUUGCUGUUUGGAAUUCAGUGAACAAGAUUACAAAGCAAGAAGCACAUGCACUGGGAAAAGAAGUUUCAGAGAAUUUUGUUACAUCUUUAGCAGAAGUUGUUUUUGAUCAAAUGCAAACCAUGGCAAUAGAUCUAGAAGCUUUUGCAGGACAUAGUAAAAGGUCAGUUAUUUCUAUGGAAGAUGUAAAGUUAUGUGCACGACGUAAUGAUUCGUUGCAUCAGCUCAUAUCGGAAACAGCUAAAGAUAUUACAGAAGAAAUCAAUAGUAGACGAAAAAGAAAAUAAUAGUUAGUUAUUAUUAUUAAAAAAUAAGAGAAAAAAAAUUGGGAGGU
Molecule: messenger RNA, 420 nt
Organism: Cokeromyces recurvatus
Lineage: Eukaryota; Fungi; Mucoromycota; Mucoromycetes; Mucorales; Mucoraceae
Product: kinetochore component CENP-S-domain-containing protein
Exons: 7
Coding region: 50-373 (107 amino acids)
Biological process (GO): resolution of meiotic recombination intermediates; replication fork processing
Cellular component (GO): Fanconi anaemia nuclear complex; FANCM-MHF complex
Molecular function (GO): protein heterodimerization activity; chromatin binding
Source: RefSeq, a predicted model, not a curated record